UGGUCAGCACCAAGUUCCGAUGCUGUCAGAACUAAACAAUUACGGUGUGAAAGCCUGAAAGGGAAGUGUUUUCUUUGGGCGUUCAGAGUUCAGAUUUGUGGGGGGGAGCAGAGGCCGCCGGAGAAGACGAACACGCCGCGGCGUGCGUGCCCGACUCUCUGCUGCUACCGGAGACCCGACGACGCUGCGUGCGCACGUGACGUGCGUUCGAACCCGUGCGGCGGCUGGCCGGCCAAUGUGUAACUGAGAAGGAACUCAACCGCGCGCACGCCGCCUCGGCUCUUCUUGGUUCUUGCAUAUACACUAUAUACUAUAUUAUAUAUGUCUCUAUAUAUGUAACCCCUGCCAGUGCCAGCUUGCUGACUUGACCACUAAGCUUUGCUUGCAGGCUUGCAGCUUGCCCAUCCAGUUCUGCUGGACCGACAAGAUAGCUGCUAGUCAACUGCUGCUUGCAGUGAGAUGGAGAGAGAGAGAAACCCAUCAGCCAUGGAUGUGGAGAGCUCCCCGCCGGCGACCGCCGUCGACUGCCGCGGCCGCCCCUGCCGCCCGCGCCGGCACGGCGGCAUGCGCGCCGCCGUCUUCGUCCUAGUGUUCCAGGCGGCGCAGACGAUGGCGCUGGCGGCGGUGGGGAGCAACCUGAUCACCUUCGUCUUCGGCGAGCUCCACUUCCCGCUGUCGGAGGCGGCCAACGUGGUGACCAACUUCGUCGGCACCGUCUUCAUCCUCUCCCCGCUCGGCGGCUUCCUCUCCGACUCCUACGCCGGCUGCUUCUGGACCCUCCUCGCCUUCGGCGCUGUCGAGCUCGCGGGCUUGAUAUUACUGUCGGUACAAGCUCAUCUACCACAGCUAAAGUCGGCGCCGUGCAACAUGCUGACCAUGGUCGGCAGCUGCGAGCGGGCCCGCGGCUUCAAGGCCACCAUCUUCUUCGUGGCGCUCUACCUGGUGGCGCUCGGCAGCGGCUGCGUCAUGCCCAACAUGACCACGUACGGCGCCGACCAGUUCUCCGGCGGCGGCGCGUUCGAGAAGGACGCCAAGAGGCUCUCCACGUACUUCAACCUCUCCUACUUCGGCUUCUGCGCCGGCGAGCUCGUCGCGCUCACGGCGAUGGUGUGGGCGCAGACGCGCUACGGUAUGGACGUCGGGUUCGGCCUCGCCGCCGCUGCGUUGGGCGCCGGGCUCAUCAGCCUGGUGUCCGGUGUCGUGUUCUACCGGAACAAGCCGCCGCGGGGCAGUAUCUUUACUCCGAUUGCAAGGGUUUUCGUUGCUGCCUUCACCAAGAGGAAGCAAAUCUGCCCUUCUGGCUCCUCCAAUCCUGCCAAUGGCGGAGCCGGCGAUCCGGCGGCGCCCGUCGACGACAACUUCCGUCACGCCAAUAAAUUCAGGUUCUUGGACAAGGCGUGCAUCAGGAUCGCGCCGGAGCCUGACACGGAGCCGGAGAGCCCGUGGCGGCUGUGCACGGCGGCGGAGGUGCGGCAGGCGAAGACGCUCCUCGCCGUGAUGCCCAUCGUAGCGUGCACCGUCGUCUUCAACACCGUGCUGGCGCAGCUGCAGACCUUCUCGGUGCAGCAGGGCAGCAUCAUGGACACGAGGCUUGCGCCGGGCUCCUCCUCCUUCGCCAUCCCGCCGGCGUCGCUGCAGGCGAUCCCCUACGCCAUGCUCCUGGCGCUCGUCCCGACCUACGAGCUCCUCCUCGUCCCUGUCAUGCGGCGGCUCACGGGCACCCGGUCCGGGAUCACCCCGCUCCAGCGCAUCGGCGUGGGGCUCUGCGUCGUCGCGCUCUCCAUGGCCGCCGCCGCGCUCGUCGAGCGCCGCCGCCGGGACGCCUCCGUCUCCGGCGGCGGGAGGCUCUCGGUGCUCUGGCUCGUGCCGCAGUUCCUCGUCUUCGGCGUGUCGGAGCUCUUCACCAACGUGGGGCUCAUGGAGUUCUUCUACAAGCAGGCGGCCGCCGGCACGAUGCAGGCCUUCUUCAUGGCGCUCUUCUACUGCUCCUUCUCCUUCGGCUUCUUCCUCAGCUCCGUCCUCGUCUCGCUGGUGAACAGGGCCACGGCGAGGGGCGGCCGCCGCGGAUGGCUCGGCGACAACGACCUCGACAAGGACAGGCUGGACCUCUUCUACUGGGUGCUCGCCGGGCUCAGCGUGCUCAACUUCUUCUGCUACCUGCUCUGCGCGAGGUGGUACAAUUCCGGUGCCGGCGGCGACCCUGAUGAAGCUUCCUCCGGCGAGGUCGUGUCUGAGGACGACGAUGAUGGCAAGGGGCUCAUCUGAACAAAUCAGGAAGGAGCAUGAUGAUACUAAAGUCUAAAACUGAUGAUGUAUAUGAGCACGUCCCUCCUUUAUUAGAAAGUAUACGAGGUUUCCUAUAUAGAAGAGUAGAUAUUAGCAUCCAUACAAAAGUGUGAUUGUGAUUGUGUGACACCAAUGAUUUCCCCAGAAAUUGGCCAAAGAUAUCAAUUGUGUUGUCUCUUGUUGUUAAUGAGCAAUUGUUAUGUUUGCAUA
Messenger RNA from Setaria italica (foxtail millet), 2496 nucleotides. Its product is annotated as protein NRT1/ PTR FAMILY 4.3. Lineage: Eukaryota; Viridiplantae; Streptophyta; Magnoliopsida; Poales; Poaceae. The transcript is spliced from 5 exons. The record is from RefSeq and is a predicted model, not a curated record. Gene Ontology annotation, molecular function: transmembrane transporter activity. Gene Ontology annotation, cellular component: membrane. Bases 460 to 2265 code for a protein of 601 amino acids. Gene Ontology annotation, biological process: transmembrane transport.